Penicillium bovifimosum is the source of this 1593-nucleotide messenger RNA. RefSeq names its product putative MFS transporter. Lineage: Eukaryota; Fungi; Ascomycota; Eurotiomycetes; Eurotiales; Aspergillaceae. The transcript is spliced from 3 exons. The record is from RefSeq and is a predicted model, not a curated record. Gene Ontology annotation, molecular function: transmembrane transporter activity. The coding region runs from base 1 to 1593 and encodes 530 amino acids. Gene Ontology annotation, biological process: transmembrane transport.
AUGCCUGCAUCUGCAUCAAGUGCGUCAAUUGCUUCAAGAGCAUCCAGCGAGGACAGGCACUCCCAGUCCCCGGCAAAUAAAGGUCAAAUUCAGAGAUCCGGGUCGCAACGUUCACAGCUGGCAAAUAGCCUCGACCAUGUAAGGAGCCAUGUAUCGCAUCAUGACAUGGUUGCCAAUGAAGACUUCCACGAAGUCAACGCAGAACAGUAUCUACGCUUUUCACCAGCUCGCAAAAUGAUCAUUGUUGGCGUUCUGUCCUUCUGCUCAUUUCUCGCACCGAUCUCGUCGACGUCUAUCUUAGCUGGUAUACCGGAAGUUGCGAAGGAAUAUACCACUACCGGGAGUGUCAUCAACGCAAGCAAUGCAUUGUACAUGGCGUUCAUGGGAAUUGCGGCUCCUUUUUGGGGUCCCUGUAGCCAAGUCUGGGGCCGACGGCCGAUCUUCCUUAUUAGCGCUUUCUUGUUCUUUGUAUUCAGCGUCGGCACCGCGUUGGCACCCAACCUCCCAGCCUACUAUAUUUUCCGCGUGUUGACUGCGUUCCAAGGAACGUCUUUCCUGGUCGUCGGGAGCUCGGCAUUAGGAGAUGUAUACGAGCCUCGAGCUCGCGCAACAGCCCUAGGAUGGUUCUUAUCAGGAACGCUGAUUGGACCUGCCUUUGGGCCAUUCAUCGGCGGUGUUAUUGUCACAUUUCACUCCUGGCGCGCAAUCUUCUGGCUCCAGACAGCACUCGGGGGCUGCGGCACUUUGCUCGUCUUCUUCUUCUUCCCAGAGACCUACCCGAACCUGACCAAAAACGACACGCAUGACAUGCCACUAUGGCAGAAAGCGGUAAUCCUUUGGCACCGGAUCUCGCCUCUGCAGGUAGCAAUCAUGCUCUUCAAAUACCCCAACCUGUUCUGCACUGGUCUCGCGGCUGGCGCUCUCGUGUGGAACCAGUAUUCCCUCCUGACGCCAAUUCGAUAUGUGCUCAACCCCCGCUUCCACUUGACAAGUCCUAUCCAGACGGGACUGUUCUACAUCGCGCCCGGUUGCGGGUAUCUUCUUGGUACGUUUAUGGGUGGCAGGUGGGCAGAUCGCACUGUGAAACAAUGGAUUCAGAAGCGCGGUGGUGUCCGCGUACCCGAGGACAGAUUGAAGUCUUGUCUGAUAUUUUUGGGUAUUGUUAUUCCCGGCUGUAUGUUGAUCUACGGUUGGACGGUUGACAAGGCUGUGGGGGGAAUCCCUGUCCCUGUUCUGGCGAUGUUCUUCCAGGGAGUUGGGCAGCUAUUCUGCUUUCCCAGUCUCAAUACUUAUAGUCUGGAUGUUAUGCAGUCAAGUGGUAGGAGUGCCGAAGUCGUUGCCGGAAGCUAUUUGUUCCGGUACGUGUUUGGUGCUCUGGGAUCUGGACUCGUUCUUCCGGCAAUCGAGGCUAUGGGAGUGGGGUGGUUUAGCACGAUCAGUGCGGCAUUUUUGGUUGUCUCUGGAAUAUGUGUGUGGCUCACGACUAUUUUCGGCGAACAAUGGCGUGAGAAGGUAGAGGAAAAGAAUCAGCGCAAGGCUGGGACGCAGGUUGAGGAAGAGGCCUCAGAACCACAGGGAUCGGAAAAAGCUUAG